AAAUUCUUUGCAUCUAUUUGCUUCUAUGUAUUCCCCAUUAAUAAAUGAUUUUGUUGUGCCUGCAAGCAUUUCUUCAUCAUCUCCUAACAAUGGCUUCCUCCAUCCGAUCCUCUCUUCUCUUCUCUCUCUUCUUCUUCCUCGCCGCCGCUGUUGCUCCCUCUCUCCAGCAAUCCUUCCGCCCCAAGGCCCUCGUCCUCCCGGUCUCGAAAGAUGCUUCUACCCACCAGUACCUAACCCAGAUUUCCCAAAGGACCCCCCUCGUCCCUGUCGACCUCGUCGUCGACCUUGGCGGCCAGUUCCUCUGGGUCGACUGCGAGCAGAACUACGUCUCCUCGACGUACCGUCCGGCCCGUUGUGGCUCUGCUGUGUGCUCACUGGCCCGUGCCGGCGGCUGUGGUGACUGCUUCUCUGCUGCCAGGCCCGGCUGCAACAACAACACGUGUGGCGUCACCCCGGAUAACACCGUCACGCACACUGCCACGGGCGGUGAGGUCGCGUCUGAUGUCGUUUCAGUAAACUCCACCGAUGGGUCCAACCCAGGCCGGGCCGUCAACGUUACCCGGUUCGUCUUUGCUUGCGCCCCGAGCUCUCUCUUGGAUGGCCUGGCUAGCGGAGUCCAAGGAAUGGCUGGCCUAGGAAGGACCAGGAUCGCGCUGCCCUCGCAGUUCGCCUCCGCCUUCAGCUUCGACCGGAAAUUCGCCGUCUGCCUCUCAUCGUCGGCCACGUCCAAUGGUGUGAUCUUCUUCGGUGACAGCCCCUACAAUCUCCUCCCUAACAUCGACGCUUCGCAAUCCCUCGCGUACACGCCGCUAUACAUCAACCCCGUGAGCACGGCCUCGGCGUACUCUCAGGGCGAGCCCUCGUCAGAGUACUUCAUCAAAGUGACCUCCAUCACGGUCGGCGACAAGACGCUAUCCCUCAACUCGACCCUACUCUCGAUCGACAGCAAAGGCUAUGGCGGCACCAAGAUCAGCACCGUCGAACCCUACACCGUCCUCGAGUCCUCCCUAUUUGCCGCGCUCACCGAGGCCUUCGUCGAGGAAGCCGCGGCAAUAAACAUCACCAGGGUAUCGGCUGUGUCGCCGUUCAAGUACUGCUUCAGCACUGCGGGCAUAGGGAGCACGCGUGUCGGGCCGGCGGUGCCAUAUAUCUUCUUGGUGUUGCAGGGCGACCAGGUCGUGUGGACGAUCACAGGGUCGAACUCGAUGGUGGCCGUGAGCGAGGACGUGCUGUGCCUGGGGUUCGUGGACGGAGGGUCGAGGCCGAGGACGUCGGUCGUGAUCGGAGGGUACCAGUUGGAGGACAAUCUGGUGCAGUUCGACCUGGCGAGAUCGAGGCUAGGGUUCAGCUCGACUCUGCUCGGAAGGCAGACCACGUGCGCCAAUUUUAACUUCACCAGCAGUGCAUGAAAAUUACUAUGAAUUGUAUUAGUUCGUGCAUUAUUUUGCACGCGACUUGAAUUUUCUACAUGGAAUAAGUGCACUCGGGGAAAUAUAGGGUGCAAUAAAUUGGCCCGAAAA
Molecule: messenger RNA, 1520 nt
Organism: Rhodamnia argentea
Lineage: Eukaryota; Viridiplantae; Streptophyta; Magnoliopsida; Myrtales; Myrtaceae
Product: probable aspartic proteinase GIP2
Exons: 2
Coding region: 45-1409 (454 amino acids)
Biological process (GO): proteolysis
Molecular function (GO): aspartic-type endopeptidase activity
Source: RefSeq, a predicted model, not a curated record